Molecule: messenger RNA, 4254 nt
Organism: Stegodyphus dumicola
Lineage: Eukaryota; Metazoa; Arthropoda; Arachnida; Araneae; Eresidae
Gene: Fak
Product: protein tyrosine kinase 2 Fak
Biological process (GO): protein phosphorylation; signal complex assembly
Cellular component (GO): focal adhesion; cytoskeleton
Molecular function (GO): protein tyrosine kinase activity; ATP binding
Source: RefSeq, a predicted model, not a curated record
ACUAAACCUUCAACUCCCACUCCUUCGGUGUUAUCUCCUUCUCAGACUUCUUCCAGCACUAGCCAUAAUAAUGAUCCAGUAUAUGAAUGCACAACAAGUGUUGUGCGGUCAGUUAUGCAGCUGUUGCAAGGUGUCCAGAAAGGUCAACAUUCUGAUUACUUAGAAUUAGUAAAGAAUGUUGGAAUAGAAUUACGUAGUCUUUUGGCUGCUGUCGAUCACAUAGUUCCGCAACUUCCUUCUUGGUCUCACAAAGAGAUUGAGAUGGCUCAUAGUGUGCUUAGCAAAGACAUGGUGAACCUCGUGCAAGCUAUGAAACAAGCUCAGAGAUUUGCACAGACUACAUUAGACAGUGAAUAUCGAAAGCACAUGCUUUCUGCAGCUCACAUAAUUGCAGUAAACGCUAAGAACCUUCUGGAUACGGUUGCCACUGUCAGAGCUCGAGUUCAGGCAGGUUUGGGGCCAGAAGAUCCACCACAAGCAGAAGAAAGUUCUCCUGUUGUUGUAAACAAUGAUAAUAUAAAACAGCCUCUGGAAUCAUCAUAUUACAAUGUGCAGUCUGAAAUUGUUAACAAAGACAGUUCUGAAACUACAUCCAAAGCUGGAGAUGUCAGAGCAGGGGCUUUUGUUACGUAGUGUCGGCUUCUAUUUGCUAAAGAAUUCUCAGCUUCAGGUGCACGCCUGAAUUUACAGAACAAAAUUUAUAAAUAUUAUUGUAUAAGUGUCUCGUAUAUUUUCUUCAACUAUUUUUAAUCUUAUAAAUAGAUCCUAUGCUGUUAAAAUUUUUUUUCCAUAGCAGCAAAUAUUUUAUUUUCCAUUAUUUUUUGUACAAAUUCUUCAGGGAUUUAAGUAUAGUCAUUUCAGUGCAUUAUUAAUUUAGGUUAAUUAUAUUUCUUCAGUAAGAGUUUUUACUUUUUAAUAUAAUAUUUUGAAAAAUUGUGUUGACUCUUAUGUUUAGAUUAUCUAGAGUACAAAUGCUUGCACGUUUUGUGUUCUAAAAAGUCUAGAACUUUUAACACUUCAUGUUCCUCACUGUUUUGUACAGAUGCCAUCUUUGUCAUUUAGUAAUAUAUUGUUACAUCAUUUUGUAUCUAAAAGUAUUUUACAAGAUGAUUUCAGUAUGCUGAAAAAAAAUCUAUAUUUCUUUUUAGUUCCUCCAUUUUAGAAAUUAAUGGAAGUAUGUAAUCAUGACAUAUUAUUUUUUAUUCAUUUCACUCUAUUCUAGAAAGUCAUAUUCAUUUUGAAUGUACAGAAAAGUUGUAAUAUUGUCUCACAUAUUGUAAGUUUUUCAUUUUCUUAUGUCCUAAUAAUUUAUAAACUCAAACUAAUAGCUUAUAAACUCAAAAUUUAAUCGAAGAGUAUAAUUGUUGAAUAUUAUGCAUCUUUGUUACUUUCUAGUGAACAAACUUUAAGACAGUUUAAUUUUCUCUAAAAAAUAAUCUUAAAGUAUUUCAAUGUGUUAAACUAUGUUAGCAUAUUUCAUUAAGACAGGUUUUAAAAGAUCUGUGCUAUUAAUAAAAGUGGUAAAAUUUUAAGUUGUAAUUUUUUUUUAUGUUAAAAGAUUUCUAUUGAGAAUUCAAAAAUAAAAUAAAGUGUAAAUCGCUUUUCAAUAUUCUUUUUUUAAUUAAAGAAUUUAAUACAAGUUUAUAGUAAUUAAUAUAUAAUUAGUUACUGUGUGGAAAUAAAAAUGUGUUAGGUACUCACCUUUUUUAUACUUUUUGUAAAUGAAGCUAUUCUUUGUGUACUCUGUAGUAAGUCUAUUGAGCAAUUGCAAUUUUUUCUAUGUGAUUAUUUUUGUUAGUCUGUGAUUUUUUAAGCCUUUUAUUGCAUAUUAUUUUUCUUCUACAUAUUAAUUGAUACAUUUAUAGUUGUUUGUAUUUUAAAGCAUGUUUCACGUUUCAUAUUCUGCUUUGAAUUAGCACAAAAGUGAUGUAUUUUUUUUCCCUCAUAUCCAGUAAUAUUUUUAAAAUAUCUAGUCAGAUGGCAAAAAUAUUUGAUGAAUUAAUUUGUAUAUUUAUUUCUUAUAAAAUAUCAGAUCUAACAUUUUCUACCAUUAUGUCUGAAAAUUCAAGUGUUUUUUUUUUUUUUUUUUUUUUUUUUUUUUUUUUUUCAGCGUAUUUUUCUGGUACAAAAUUUUUGAUAACUUUAAAAUUAUUGAAUGAUUAAAAAUGAAUUUUGUUUGUGAUUCAUUUUAAUGAUGUACAAGUAAGUCAUUGUGAGAAAUGCACUUUGGCCAAAUAUGAUAUAACACGCAGACAGCAGACCUUUAUUAUGCUAUGUGUUUAUUUUAUAUAUUGAAUAUUUAUCUUUAAGAAAACUGAAUUUUUUUAUUACUUAAAUUCUUUUGCCCAAUAGAGAUUUUUUAAGAGUACUUUAUUAAAAUUCAUGUUAAUUUUGAACUUGAUGCGAAUUGUGACGAUUUUGCCAGCCCCUUGAUUGUUAACCGUGAUGGCUCUGAAGAGUUCUAAACUGUGGGGAUCUCACUAAAGGAGAAACUGUAGGAAGAUAGAUAAUAACAACUGUAGAAAGAUAAACAAUCUUGCACUAAGGUAUGUAUUAUAUGGUUAUAUUAGUAACAAAAAUUUGAAAAUUAUCAGUUGAAUUAAUCAUAAGUUAUCAGUGCAAGUUUUAUAAAUUAAAUUUAUUUUAAAUUAUAUCAGCUGGAUUUAUCAUUAAAAAAAUAAGGAUGUUAGUUAUUAAAAAGUGCGUUUAUUUUUAAUUUCUCGGUCACAAAUAUAAUUUGAAAGAUAAAAGUCUUAUGAAACAUUGAACAACAGCACUCUUAGGAACUGUUUUUUUGCCAGGCAUUAUGAGAGAUGCAUCAAAGAUCUUAUGUCUUGUGUGCUGGUAACACCAGCAAAAUUAUGUGGAUAAAUUGGAUUAUUAACAUAAUUAAUAAUAAUUAAUUUGAUUACAAGGCACUAUAAAUCUGCCUAAGGGAAGAAAUACCUUUGUGGUGGAAUUUUUAAGGGAAAUAAAUAUUACGUAUGGGACAACAGCAAAAACUUUCUUACAAUCAGCCCAUUUAUCAUAAUUUGAACCUGGGUCAAAUUACUAGUGUUCUGUUGUCCAGUUGUCUGCUGAUAGGUUUAUGUGCAAAGGAUGAACAUCUGUAUAAAUGGAAUGUGAUAUAACAUAGAAAUUAUGGAAGGACUUUACUGUAGACAUUUCUAAUAUCAACAAGAAUGAAGUAAUUGGAAAUUGAAAAGUUGAUUUAUCCUUUAAAAUGCUAAUAAGUGACUAAAAUUUCAGACUGAAAUGUAUAUUUUCAAUUUUCUCGUAGGUUCUGCCUUUGCACUAAUCAGGCACCUAACUACAUAAACUCUAAAUUUUUAUAAAUGGAAUCAAAAUUGAAACUACAGAACAAGCUGAUCUUCUGUACGUUAUCAUUGUUGAGUGUUUGAUGCAAUGUUAUGACAUAUUUUAGUUUUGUUAACAGUUUUAUGUUGAUUAUUUUUUAUGCCUUAUUUUAUCACAUAUUAAAAUACUAAACAAUCUUGCACUAAGGUACAUAUUGUAUGGUUUAUCACAUAUUCAUUAUGUCCAGAGAUUUGUGUAGAUUUUUAUGGCAAGCAGUUUAGAUUAAAGUGAGAAGGAAAUUAUAACCAGAAGAUUCUGAGUAGAAGUUUGGCAGCUUCUGCUGCUGUUUGCCUAGAAAUCCAAUGAUCAGAGUAGAUCUGAACACACUGAUAUUGUAAUGGUUGGUAAGUGUUGAAAGCUGAUUGCGUUUUAUCUGUUCUUCUAAGUUAGUGUUGAAAGCUGAUUGCGUUUUAUCUGUUCUUCUAAGUUAGUGUUGUAUUUCUCUGUAGAGUUUUUGGAUUUAUAACCACCUAAUAUGCUGUAGAGUUCCAGCAAGUCAUUGUUCCCAAGAAGUGAAUAAUUUGUUCUGUAUUAUUUUUAGUAAGACCUGUCAUUUGUGAGGAAUAAAAUUUUAUGUAAACUUUUCAACUACUGAGUCCUUUUCACUUUUUGACUCCCAGUAAGAAGUAAACAAAGGUGAUAACUUGCAGCACAUAGAGGUAUCUUGUAAUGAUGAGCAGUUGCUUAUAAAUAUUUAAUCAAGUACGUGGGCACCUUUACUUCUAGGGCAGGGUUUCUUAAACUGUAUGUGCGGGGCCUGCAGCAGGGUGUCGCCAAAAAUUUUAGCAGUUUUGAUGUUCCUUUAAACUUAUUAAUUCCUAUAAUAAUUUUACAGUUACCAAAUAUUUUUACACAAUGUAUCUGAAAAUAUAUAAAGUUAAGACAAUACAGACAAAG